AUGGAAAUGGGUCGGCAAGCAGUCUCUAACGCAACCCACAAGCCUGAUUUGAAUGAACCUUCUCAACAGUCAAAUGAUAAAAAUGCUUCACAAGCCAAUCCAUCUCAGCACGCAACAAAGCAGCUCAAGAUGACGCUUGAUGAGGCUCAUUUGAUUUUGAAUGUCAAGCGAGAGGCUAGUUUAGAUGAUAUUCAACACAACUAUGAUCACCUAUUCAAAAUGAAUAGCCCUCCUCAGCCUAAGGUAGAUCCGAAAGCAGAGGCCCAACCAAAGAAACCUCAAAGAAGAAGUCACUUAAACAAAGUCAAGCCAGAUACACAGCCGUACAGUCAUUACUUGCAAUCAAAGGUCGUUAGGGCCUUUGAGAGAAUACAAGCUGAACAGAGUAGUAGGAUUGAAACUGAGAAGACGGAAGAUGUACCAGGUACAGAUCAAAAUGCUAAUCAAGAUGCCCAGUCGAGUGACAAAGCCCAAAAUACUGAAUCAUCCGACAAAACGGAGAAAAAGGAUUAA
This is a messenger RNA of Wallemia ichthyophaga EXF-994, 513 nucleotides long. RefSeq lists its product as uncharacterized. The transcript has a single exon. Lineage: Eukaryota; Fungi; Basidiomycota; Wallemiomycetes; Wallemiales; Wallemiaceae. The record is from RefSeq and is a predicted model, not a curated record. Gene Ontology annotation, biological process: protein import into mitochondrial matrix. The coding region runs from base 1 to 513 and encodes 170 amino acids. Gene Ontology annotation, cellular component: TIM23 mitochondrial import inner membrane translocase complex.